Messenger RNA from Centruroides sculpturatus (bark scorpion), 3288 nucleotides. Its product is annotated as USP6 N-terminal-like protein. Lineage: Eukaryota; Metazoa; Arthropoda; Arachnida; Scorpiones; Buthidae. The transcript is spliced from 14 exons. The record is from RefSeq and is a predicted model, not a curated record. Bases 884 to 2731 code for a protein of 615 amino acids.
UUUUGGUUAUUGUUACCAAACUUUUACUAAGGAAAUCUGUAGAGAAAUUUUUUGGGUUCUUUGUUUUUAGAAUCUGUAUUUUCCAGUUCCACAUGAAUUCCAUGUUCUGCCAGUUCUUGAAGGUUGUCAUUGGUAAGACUCUUACCAGAAACCUGUAGUAACUCCUCAAUAUCCUGUUUGUCUACAUCUCCUAGUCUUGCUCUAUCAACUAGGUUGAGUUUGAUCAACCUACAGCAAUAGGCUCUUCUCAUUGAGAAUUCUUGGAUACCUUCAGCCAUAACUUCUUCCACAUUUUGUUUGUGCAUUUAUCAGUUAAUUCUUGCCAAACAAAGCCGAUAUUGCCUAUGUCAUCCAUGAUGAUAUAUUUUUUCCAAAAUUGCACCAAACAAACAUAGAUUUAAAGAAAGUACAUCUUUUGCUGAUUGAUUCGUGUUUGUAAAUAAUUGUAUUAUGUACAAAUCAAUAAAAUGUUGCGAUAAUUUAAAUCAGCAUAAAUUUUGAGCUUUUUCUUUUAGGCUUCGAGCAGACGAUACUAUAUUGAAUCAGUGUUGAGUGAGGCAGCAUUAAGCAGGAUCGUACUGUAUUUUGAAUUAUUUUUUAGGCUAGAAUUUAAUUAAUUUAUUACACAUUUUAAUCUAAUAAUAGAUAAAGUUAUCAUCUCAUAAAUAUUUUAUUAAUUAGAAUUAUUUAAUUUAGUUUGAAGUGUCUAACAGAAAGAAGUUAAGACCAGCUGAAAGCUGUAGAGGACCCAUGGACAGAGAAUGAAAACAUGGUACACAAGUUAAAAUUUUUUAUGGCAAAUGAUAUAGGCUGAAGAAAGAAGGUAAUAACAGAAUGAAGAAUAGACUUUUUAUCAUAAUUUACUACAGAAGAAACUAUCUAUAUGUUCAAAAUGAGCAAUGGUAAGAAAAAAGAAGGAAAUCUGGAACGAGCAGCAGCUGAACGUGUAGCUAUUGUUGCCAGAUAUGAUACUGGUUCAGAUGCUAAAUUUGUUGAUCCUUGGGAAGAUCCUGCUUUUGAAGUAUAUCAUGUGACUGAUCGUUACGGGUUUAUUCAUGAUUCACGGCUGCCCGAUAAACUUACUGCUCAUGAAACUAAGUUAAAAAGAAGAAUAUAUAAGGGAAUACCAAAUGCAGUUAGAGGUGAAGUUUGGUCAAGAUUAUUGGAAGUUACUGAAAUUAGAGAUAAACAUAAAGAUAAAUAUCAAAAUAUGCGUGAGCAUGCUCGAAAAUGGUCUCCAGACGUCAGACAGAUUGAUCUUGAUGUUAAUAGAACUUAUCGUAAUCAUAUCAUGUUUCGUGAAAGAUAUAAUGUAAAACAACAAGCUUUAUUUCAUGUUUUGGCAGCUUAUUCUACCUAUAACAGUGAAAUUGGAUACUGUCAGGGAAUGAGUCAAAUUGCAGCUCUUUUAUUGAUGUAUAUGAAUGAAGAGGAUGCUUUUUGGGCAUUAUCAAUAUUAAUGAGUGAUGAAAAACAUGCUAUGCAUGGAUUCUUUAUUCCUGGUUUCCCAAAAUUACGAAGAUUUCAGGAACAUCAUGAUAGAAUAUUACAGAAAUUUUUGCCAAAAUUAAAAAAACAUUUAGAUAAAUAUGAAAUUCAUACUAGUUUAUAUACAUUAAAAUGGUUUUUUCAAUGUUUUUUAGAUAGGGUACCUUUUACUUUAACUCUGAGAUUGUGGGAUAUUUACUUACUGGAAGGAGAAAUCAUAUUGACAGCUAUGUCAUAUACUCUUUUAAAAUUACAUCGUAAAACAAUGAUGAAAAUGGGAAUGGAAGAGUUGGUGGAUUUUCUUCAAGUUAGGCUUGAACAUGAUUUUGGUUAUCAUGAUGAUGCAGCAAUUGAUGCACUAAAGACAUCUGUUGAGGAACUUCGCAAACAUAAAAUGCACAUGCCUGAUAAAGCUCCUUCCAAUGAAUUUCCUAAGAGGCCAUUUGGUUUAGUUAAUGAACCAGCUCUUGAGUCGAUACAAGUUCCUGAUAAAAAGACUGAAAUUGUAUCAAAUGGAAAGCAUUUUCCUGAAUGGCAAGAAGAAAAUGAAAGUGAAACAGAUCAACAAAUACCAAUUAAUAAUUUAGUAAAAGGUAUUGAAAAUCAACUGCCAAGCAAUGAAAUUAUAGUUCAUUCUUCUAGUGAUCGGGUGGAAACAGAUGAAUGUCAAUUAACUACAAGUGAAGUUGAAAUAAUGGAAUAUCAAACAAACAGCAUCAAUCAACAAGAAUCAAAAUUAUCUGAUAUUGGUGAAAAUGAUAAUGGUAGCUCUGUAGUUGAUCCAUUAAGUUCUCGCAAUUCGUUAGCAGAGACUUCCCAAACAUCUGUUGCUGAUCUUUCAGCUCUCUCUGGAUUUUCUAGUCCAAGUACAACAUUAUCUCGCAAAUGGAAACCUCAAGAAGGAUCACCUGUUAGUACAGCUAGUAGAGCUGCACAGUUACGGCGCACACAUUCACUGUAUGACAGUGUUGAUAAUAAUAAGCAAGAGAUAGAAACUAGAUUACAACCCUCACCAUGUUCUGAUCCAGCUUCACCAGAAUCCAUCAGGAUAUUUGUGCCAUUUGAAUCCCACGUUUCAAAUCCUUCAUCCCCCGUAAAUCAUUCCAUUCAUCAUAGUCCAUCUGCAACUUCAAAUAAUGAUGUCACUCCCACCAAUAAUGGCCCAUGCAUUGCUGAUAGUGUAAUUGAAAUGCUUGUAGAGAACAAAGAGAAAAUACAGUCAGAAGAAUUACAACCAACUUGAUAGUCAUUUUUGCACAAUCUAAGGGCACAGCCAUAUUCGCAAUUAUCAAAAAUUACAGUAUUUAUUUCACCACAAACAAAAAUAUGCAAAUUACCUAUUUUUAAAUGUGAUAUAUUUUGUGUAUAUUUUAUUUUAUUAUUUUUAAGAGUGGCUUGUUUCAUAAUAAUGCACAUAUGUGAAGUAUUAUUAAAAUAGUUUUUAUUAUAUUAAUUAAGUAUUCAUAAAAAUGCAAUAAUUAUUAUAAUAAUAUAUAUACAAUAUAUAUGUUUAGUGUACUGUGUAUUGAUAAUGAUCAAAUUUUUAAUGUUUAGAUCUUUAGUUUACAGUAAAAUGUGCAAAAUUAGGCAGUAAAUUGUGUAUCAAUAUUUGUAUAUAAUGCUCAUUUUUAGGAUGCUGUGUUAGAUAAAGUUGCAUUUUAGUUAUCAAAGGGCAGCAGUAAUUUAAUCUGUAAAAUUUAAACUACAGAUUAAAUUCUUGAUUUAUUAUUUAUUAAAUUUCUUCAGAUUAAUGUUUUUAUCUCCAAUUUCAAAAUUUGAGAUCCAGAAUUUGAUUGUAUA